Linum trigynum is the source of this 1919-nucleotide messenger RNA. NCBI's taxonomy places the organism in Eukaryota, Viridiplantae, Streptophyta, Magnoliopsida, Malpighiales, Linaceae. The record is from the annotation of a GenBank genome assembly.
CUCAAACAGGACAUUUCCCGUAUGGAGCUUAUAAUUUAUGGGAUUCAAUUUACACGCACAAUCAAAACAUUGCCUUGGGAUUAGAGGAAAGGCGUAGUGUAACAUGUGUCAAGGAUAAUACUUAAUUAUGUAUUUAAUUACUUUACUUAGUGGUUAGGUGGUUCCUACAUCACAGGCUACGUGAGUUAGUGAUAGCUUUUCUGUUGUACAAUUGGGUAUUUAAUCCCUACUCAACUUCUAAUAAACAAUCAAGUAUCCAAUCCUUCUCAUGGUAUCAGAGCUAAACCUCAGAUCCCUUAAUCACUAAAACCUCCUCUCUCCUCUUUCUUUUCCCGACCUCUCACCCUUCUGUUUCUUUUUCCAGAGACUCUUUUCUCUCUUCUUCUUCCCCUAUCCCUCUGCUUUUCCUCUCCGCCCUCCGUCCAAAACAUCCUUCCCCAUACUUCCCAUCAAUCCCAAUCUCCCACCUUUCUUCCCUCACCUUUUGGCCCACGCCCAGCCGCCGUCGUCUUCCAACGCCGGUAAAGCUCGCCGCUGACACCUUCCCUCUUUCCCUUCUUCCUAUCGCCACUAUGUCUCAAAAUUAUGGCGAGUCGGUGCUUAACAUCAAUGACACCAACACCAUCAUCACCCUUAAUCCUGCCUCACAACUGCCCACCAAGUUAACUGGCGAUAAUUUCCCCACAUGGAGAGCACAGCUCUUUACUCUUCUCCGAGGCCUUGAUCUCCUCAAAUUUCUUGAUGGUUCUCAUCCUGCUCCAGCCGCCACUGCCGAGGCAUCUGUUCGCACUCUCUGGUUUCGUCAGGAUCAACUUCUCCUUCAUGCUAUUCAUGCCUCUAUAUCUCCCUCUGUUGCGCCCUAUGUAUCUGCCGCUACCUCUUCUCAUGAUGCCUGGACGACAUUGGAGCGCCUCUUUGCCAGUCAGUCCCGCCAGCGUGUCAUUCACCUCAAACAGAAGCUUGGCCGUGAAACUCUUGGCAAUCGCCCGGUGGCUGUCUACCUUCAGGUCAUGCGCACCACAGCGGCUGAACUCGACCUAAUUAAUGCCCCGGUGUCAAACGAAGACUUGAUUCUGUAUGUUCUGUGUGGUCUCCCUGAAGCCUAUGAUCAUCUCUCGGCUGCCAUUCGGGCACGUGAUACGCCCAUUCGCUUUGAGGAUUUACAUGACCGUCUUGUUGAUUUUGAAACUGAUCUGGCUUCGGUGCGCCUCAACCCGCAAUCAGCCCCGACCACUGCCUUCUCCUCUGCUCGCGGCUAUCCUGGGUCCUCUGGUUCUUUCUCCCGUGGGCUGCCUGGUCACCGUGGUUAUUCCAGUCCUGCCCGUCGCAAUUCCAGUCCUCGUCAGCAUCGGGGUUAUUCUCCAGCUCGCGGCAGCCAUGGUUUUUCUGGUAACUCUUCUGCUCCUUCUCUAUUGGGCCGCCCACAACUUGUUUGUCAGUUUUGUGACCGCUCGGGCCAUUCCGCAAAAGAAUGUUAUCGUCUUCAAGGCCGCGCUCAAGCUCAUCAUACCGUGGCCUCCAGUUCUGUUCCCUCGGUUCCGGGUGGUUGGCUAGUUGACUCUGCUGCCACCAACCACAUGACACCGGAUCUCGGCAAUCUCUCUCUCUACACGGAUUAUAACGGUCCGGACGCGGUUCUCAUUGGCGAUGGGUCAGGACCUAGCCACGGGGGCGCAGCUGCUAAGAGGCCAGAAUAAAGGAGAUGUCUAUGAGCUUCCGGCAGAGGCCUCGCCUGUUCGUCUAGCCUUGUCUGCUUCUCGCACAUCCUCUGCUGUGUGGCACAAGCGCUUGGGCCAUCCUCAUUACAAAUUGCUUUCUCGUGUUCUUCGUAAUGAAUCCCUUCCUGUUAUAUCUUCAUCCUCUCUAUCUUCCUGUGUUUCUUGUUCUCUUCAUAAGAGCCAUAAACUACCAUUUUCUGU